UUCCCAACCGUAGUUACUGUACGUUCGACGAAUCUGAUCUCGAUUACUUGUGACUUGACUGAAGUUGCUUUGCCGGUUAGAUUGCUCUGCGAUCUGUAGUGAACCCCGUGAUCGUCAGUAUCUUCACCCUGGCUUGCCAAACACCGUCAGCGAGGCUGGACGAGUUAACUAACCAGUGCGUCUAACGAUUGACAGUCAUGUCUUGUUGGCUAUGAGACAUCAGGAGUCAUGGCGGGUCGGCAGCGGGUAACCGCCUUCUCACUGCUCGCAGUUGGGUUGUUAUUGUUGCUGUUUUCUGGAAGGAGCUCCGGCAAACCUGUGGGGAAAUGCGUCGACAACAAGCAGUGCCAGUCCCCGGGACCUCCAGUGAUCCUCGUUCCGGGGGACCUAGGAAACCAGCUGGAGGCGAAGCUGGAUAAACCCAGUGUGGUUCACUACAUUUGCUACAAGAAGACAGACACCUUCUUCACCUUGUGGCUCAACCUGGAGCAGCUAGUGCCUGUCGCCAUUGACUGCUGGAUAGACAACAUCAGGCUGAUCUACAACAAGACAACACACACCACUUCAUCACCGCCGGGUGUGAACAUCAGCGUCCCUGGAUUUGGCCAGACGUACUCAGUGGAGUAUCUGGACCCCAGUAAACGAAGUGUGGGUAUGUAUUUCUUUAAUAUAGCACAGGCACUGGUGGAUUGGGGCUACACUCGAGGUGUUGAUGUGAGAGGAGCUCCAUAUGAUUGGCGGAAAGCACCCAAUGAAAAUAAAGAGUACUUCCUGGCAUUACAGAAGAUGAUCGAGGAGAUGGCAGAGAAGGGUGGGCCUGUGGUUCUGAUUGCUCACAGCAUGGGCAACAUGUACACGUUGUACUUCCUCAACCAGCAGCCACAAGCCUGGAAGGACAAAUACAUCAAAGCUUUCAUCGCUUUGGGAGCACCGUGGGCAGGCGUGGCCAAGACACUCCGCGUGAUCACCUCUGGUGACAAUAACGGCAUCCCAGUCAUUAGACCGCUGAAGAUUCGCUCUCAGCAACGUUCGGCUGUUUCGACCUCUUGGCUCCUCCCCUAUGCCCACACUUGGCCCAGUGAUCAGGUCUUGAUCCAGACACCCACUACCAACUACACCGUGAUGGACUACAAGCGCUUCUACUCGGACAUCGGCUUCGAGGAUGGCUGGCUUAUGCGUCAGGACACGGAGUCGCUGCUGUUUGACCUCACACCGCCUGGGGUGACCGUCCACUGCUUGUACGGGACCGGCAUUCCAACGUCAGAAGCUUUCCAGUACUCCUCUAAGUUCCCAGACGCGGAUCCCACCGUGGUGUGGGGCGACGGUGACGGGACGGUGAACCUGCUGAGCGCCACGCAGUGCAAGCGGUGGGUGGGGUUUCAGAAACAGCCGGUGACCUUGCAGGAGCUUCCUGGGAACGAGCACGUGAACAUGCUGUUGAACGUCUCCACCGUGGCCUACAUCAAAAAGGUGCUUUUCUCGCUGUGACGCACAAGACGCCCUCUGUGCUAUGAACAUUGCCUGCCAAAAUCCUCACCUGGACGUGCUGCGUUGCUAACUUGAGGACACAGCAGCCAUUUCAAUACCUCCUAUCACAAUAACUGCUGUGUUCUCGUUAAGACGACCGAACCAUGAGUCAUCUCUUUAAUUCCUUGCAGGCCAUGUUGAAAUACAUUUUUGAAGCCAACAGCUUUGAAUUAAUUUUAUACAGUACUGGUAACUGCACAUCUGAGGUAAUAAUGUUUACUGACUUUUCUAUUCUCCUAGCUUUGAAAGAAGCCAAGACAUCAGGUAUGAUUAUUAUAUUGAAGGAUAUACAGAGUGUGUUGUCUAAAUUAAUCUUUAAAGUUUAAUCUUUUAAUUCAAUAGGGCCAUAUUUAUACUCCUUUUUAGUGUGUUGUUUUUAGCACAUUUACAGCAUAUAAUAAUACUUUUACAAAGUUCUCUCGGCUGUUUCUGUGGUUGUGUUUUUGUGUGGUUAUGUUGCCAAAUUAUACAAUACAUUAGUCCUGAAGUACCUGGGAAGUUGGGCCCGUCUUUGUCAGGUGUUUUAAAUACAUCAUUUUGUAUUUUUAUUACUCUUUGAAUGAGGAAGAUUGAAGACUGAUGGCCCUUUCUUCAAACUUCAAGCAAUUAGCCCUACUGAUGUUGAGUAUAAGGUAACCGAGCUCAAAGGUUCAAUUGCUUCUCCCUCAGUCUUCACGGGAACUACAUACCGUACUCGUUAGAGAUCACCUCACUAGUUUUCCUCCAUUUCAUCUGUUUUCCAGUGCUGUGUUCCGUACUGGUCCAUAUGACCACUCAAAACGUAUUACGGUGACGUAAACGUAUUUGUUUGUCAAACUACCAAAUUGUCUUCCUUGUUUAAGUGUGAUUGCCUUAAUGGAAAACUUGCUGGUCUUUUUUUUGUUUCAGUUUAAAGUUGUCAUCCAGUGAAAUGUCACCCUUGCAUGCUACUUUUUGCCUCUGUCUUUCACUUGUGUCUAGUUCUGUUGUUGUUCUUAAAUCUGUCUAGACAAUCAUGAAAAGUAAUUGUAUUACUUGUAUGUGCUGCCUUCCAUAAAAUGUUUUAUAUGGUGCAAUUCAAUCUUUGAAAUUUAUUUCAAACAUUACUGCUACCUCGCACGACUUUUGCACUACAGUCGUCCCAUGCCACAUAGUGGUUCAAAUUUCGCGGCUCCACUCACUCUGUUUUGCAAAAAUAAA
Molecule: messenger RNA, 2706 nt
Organism: Dunckerocampus dactyliophorus (ringed pipefish)
Lineage: Eukaryota; Metazoa; Chordata; Actinopteri; Syngnathiformes; Syngnathidae
Gene: pla2g15
Product: phospholipase A2, group XV
Exons: 7
Coding region: 229-1488 (419 amino acids)
Biological process (GO): ceramide metabolic process; phosphatidylcholine metabolic process
Cellular component (GO): lysosome
Source: RefSeq, a predicted model, not a curated record